AACCACCGGUGCGCCGCGGUAGCUGCUCCUGCUGCUCGGGGAGCCGGAGGGAAGCAUCAAUGCCUCCAGGUCUGCUCUCUCAUACUGGCCUGGACCUGUUCUCGUCAUCGGGCCUCCUGCGCUGAGAUAAUGAAAGGAUGGCCCAGCAGCACGGAGGGCUGACCGCCGCAGCGACUCGCCGGGAUGAGCAGCAGCAUCACCACCACACGAUGAAUCCAGUGGAGGAAGCAAGAGUGGAGGACCUGUCUCUGGAGGAGAUACUGAGGCUUUAUAGCCAGCCCAUCAAUGAGGAGCAGGCAUGGGCGGUGUGUUACCAGUGCUGCAGGACGCUGGCGAAGGGACACCGGAGCUGGAGGAGCUCCUCCGCCGCCAACGCCGCCGCCGCCGCCGCCGCAUCAUCAGCGGCGGCCCCGAGGAGGAUAUCCGGACCGGGGGAUGUUCGGAUACAGAGAGACGGGUCUGUGCGGGUGCACCAUCAGGGCUGUGAAGGUAAAUACAGCCCUUGCACAACAACAGAGGUAAUUGAGUCUUUGGGCAUCAUGAUCUACAAGGCUCUGGACUACGGGCUGAAGGAGAAUGAGGAGAGGGAGCUCAGCCCUCCUCUGGAGCAGCUCAUCGACCUCAUGACCAACAUGGCCGAGGCCACAAGGGAUGCCUGCCCCGACGAAGGUUAUGAGGCCACAGAGGAAGAGGAUGAGGUGGAGGAUGACCCUGACGACAUCUCCAGUGUUCACGGCUACAGAGAUAUCCUCAAGCUGUGUACAGUUCAUCUACCCAGUCUGUCAGACGCCCCCAGUCACUACCAGGCAGUGUGCCGGGCUCUGUACACAGAAACCAGGGAGCUACGCACUUUCCUGGAGAAGAUCAAGAGUGCCAAAGAGAACCUCCGUAAAAUGGAGGAGUCGUCAGAGGAGCCUGGCCGAGACCUGAACGAGCUGCAGAACGCUGACUGGGCUCGAUUCUGGGUUCAGGUCAUGAGGGACCUGCGUGAAGGAGUCAAGCUGAAGAAGGUGCAGGAGCGUCAGUACAACCCUCUGCCAAUCGAGUACCAGCUCACUCCUUAUGAGAUGCUCAUGGACGACAUCAGGUCCAAACGGUACAAACUGCGCAAAGUCAUGGUGAAUGGAGACAUCCCACCCAGGUUAAAGAAGAGCGCUCAUGAGGUCAUCCUGGAUUUCAUCAGGUCCAGACCACCUCUCAACCCUGUGUCAGCUCGCAAGCUGAAGCCGCAGACUCAGCCUCCUCCCACCCUGCACGAGCGCAUCCUGGAGGAAAUCAAAGCGGAGAGGAAACUUCGGCCGGUGUCUCCUGAUCAGGUCCGCAGGGGAAGGCUGGGUUUUGGCAAAACUCGCAGUAUGCCUCAGGAUUUGUUCCGUGCAGGACUAGAUGAGUUUAGUCCGUACAUGGGCAGGAGGACUUCCAGCUCUCUGUCUCUCACAAAUGGAACAGCAUCUCCCAAACUGGAGCCCUCCGGAUCCCAGUCUGUACCCCAGAGGAAAAGGCUCCUGAAGGCCCCCAGCCUCGCUGAACUGGACAGCUCUGACUCCGAUGAUGAGUUCGUUGGGCGCAAGUCAGCCAGCAGCUCCAGUGUGGCUACAUCUUUGAUGGAUGAUACAUCCCCAGAGUCUGCACUGGGGAAGAAAACUCCCCCCAUGUUCCUGCCCAUCUCCUCUACACCUCAGCCAGAGAGGCGUCAGACCCCCCAGAGGAGACACUCCAUCGAGAAGGAAACCCCGACCAAUGUACGACAGUUUCUGCCGCCGUCCAAACAGAGCUCCAAGUCUCUGGAGGAGUUCUGUUUCCCUGUGGAGUGUUUGUCUCUGACGGUGGAGGAGGUGAUGCACAUCAGACAGGUGCUGGUGAAGGCAGAGCUGGAGAAGUUCCAGCAGUACAAAGAAAUCUACAACGCCAUGAAGAAAGGAAAGCUUUGCUUCUGUUGUCGAACCAAAAGGUUUUCCUUUUUCACCUGGUCCUACGUCUGCCAGUUUUGCAAAAAGCCGGUGUGUUCACAGUGUUGCAAAAAGAUGCGGCUGCCAUCCAAACCUUACUCCAGUUUGCCCAUCUACUCCAUUGGCUCGACUAACACUCUCCCCAGGGAGAGGGUAACUGCCAUGGCUGCUAUAGGACAAGGACUCUCUGUGGCUGGAGGGCCGGGCCCGUCAGCAGAGGAAGGGGCCACGGCGCCCCCCCCUUUGAAAGUGGAAACAACAGCAGCGUCUAAAGGAGCUGGAAAAGCUUCUGGAGCAGCAGCUGCUGCUAAAUCUGACAAAUCCUCCAGUAGCCCGCAGCGCCACGGCAUCCAGAAGACCAUGUCCAAGUUUUCAAAGCACGGCUCUUUAAAGUCUCAUGAAGAACUGGAGCUUCCCCCAGAGCUGACAGAGGACUGGGCCAGCAUGGAGGUGUGUGUGGACUGUAAGAAGUUCAUCUCUGACAUUAUUGCCUCCAGCAAGCACAGUCUGUCACUGGCCACCAAGAGAGCUCGCUUAAAACGCAAAACCCAAUCCUUCUACUUGUCCUCCCCUAAAGGAAGGGAGGACUACCGGCCCUCCGAACGAACAAUCAACGAAAUCUGAAACUCUCUCUCUCUCUCUCGCUCUCUUUCUCUCCCUGUCUGUCUGGCUGCUUUCAGCUCCAAUUGCACAAUUAGAAAAACUCACUGGAUCUGAUCUUACUGUACAUGUAUACUUCAGUCAGAUAAAGCUGUCAGGAUGGCUGACGUGAACCUCGGUCGUGGACAGUGUAGUUUUGUUGCUGUGUCCUGAUCAUCGUGUACAGCUCCUCCUCUGCUUUUUUUUAUGGUGUCAUAGAUGAUCCUUUAAUCUCUGGCCACAGACUUUUGACUAAAGAGACAAGAAUAAUGCCUCAAAGUGGACUGACCCCAACCCCCGCCUCUCUCUCUCUGCUGGCACAAAAGCAUGGUCCAGCUCAACUCACAUUCAAAUCAAUAAGCACAAGAGUGAAGAAGGACUGAUGUGGUGUGUUUGACGCUGCAGGAGACACGAGGACUACAGAGAGAUGACGCUGUAAACUGACGGUGACACUCAGUUUACAACAGAAACUAUGGAAUAUUAAACUAUAGGUUUUGUAAAGGUUUAAAUUUUCUUUUUUACAUAGGGGUGUGCACAGUAAAUGAUUGUUCGAUAAAAAGUCACCCUUAGUUUUAUUUUGCUUACGAUGCUUAAUGAGGCUGUACCCCAGUUUCAUCUUAAGCAAGCGUUGUCUUUGUUUCCUCAUCUCAUCUGUUUUUUUGCAUCAUGUUUAAAAACAUCGUCUGUUACAUGCAGAUUUAGUGCCAAAUAAUAACUUCUCAUCUGUAAGUCUUUCCCCUUGAUGUGUGCAGUGAACUUACAACAAAAUGACAAACUGCACCAACCCCUGCUUAUCAAAGCCCCUGAAAAUGUGGUUCCAAAUCAGAUGAAAUUUCUCAUUAAAAUCGAAUAUAAAAGCCUAUAUAAGCAAUGCUAAAAGUCAAAGUUUGUUUAAAAGAAAAUAUAUAAACACCCUCAGCUAAUGUACUCACUCUAAUCUAAUCACCAGGACUAUGUGGGUGUGGUAUGUUGUGAUUUGAUCACAUUUGAGUGACAGCGACAUUAAGGUGAUUUGUUGAUGCAUGAUCCCUAUAUAAAGACCCUGAUGACAUCAUCAGAUGAGUAGUGCUCCCCAUAACUUCACGUGUAAAACAAGUGGAGGUCCCCUUUAAGCAAACAACCCUAUGACUGUCAUCAGAUAUAUGUUGCUGAAUCCUCAUUGGUGCAUCAAAGUACGUGACAUCACCUGUUUCCAACAGAGCCCCGUCCACUUCAAACCAAAAGAAGCACAAAACAAAAUGACAAAAAAACACAGAAAUAACCAAACACUGUGUUCAUGUAGGAUCCCAACCAAAGUAGUAAGUGGCUGAUUGAGAAAGAAGGUUUUCAUGGCCUUUGAAGCACUUAUCUUGACUAACCAUACCAACCAUGUUCAUUUGUAACAAUUAUUUUUCAUUCAUGUCUGUCAGAUGUGCACAGAAGCAGGCAUAAAAUCAGUAAUACCUACAGUACCAUGUCAAGGAUAUUUCAGACUUGCCUUUUAAUAAUUUGCAUGAAAUAUCUCCAUAUUUUUUAAAUGUACCUUUACAUUGAUAGAUAUAUAGUCGCCCAUAUGUUAACUCCUUCACUCCUUUAGUAGAUUCCUGACUUGUAAUACUAAAACCCAUUUGAUGUUUUUGUACUAAUGUACAGUUAAAAAAACAUAUGUUUAACACAUACAACAAGUCUUAAUGUAAUGCCUUCACGGUUUCCCUUCAUCAUUCACAGUCUCAUUGGCCUGGGUCUAUUUAUUCUUCAUCACAUUCCUCAUCUUCCUCCCAAGAUAUUUCUGCCUUAAAAAUUGCCUUUUAUGGUCACAAUCAUGUUGAACAGUCAUCUACUGUUUCUGUACAUACUUUGUUUCUAACGGGUUAUUUGUAGAUCAGGUGUGUGUUGCUUUGAUGAUAUCUUGACAGUGGGACUGCUGUAGAUCUGUGUGUCUGAGAGGGAAACUAUCCCGGGACAGUGUGUUUCAGCUCCGAAUGAAGGGGAGUAGUCCACAGAAAAAACCUCACAGUGUGACUGGCAGCAUCAUGCAUGUACUACAGUGUAGCUUGUACCUUCAGUCUGUAUUACCUACAAGCUGUAACUCCCUGCAGAGUUUGCAAGAAAUAAUGACUACAACAAUAAACAGAAAUGAG
Messenger RNA from Seriola dumerili (greater amberjack), 4708 nucleotides. It is a transcript of the gene spire1b, whose product is annotated as protein spire homolog 1-like. Gene Ontology annotation, cellular component: cytoplasmic vesicle membrane; cell cortex. The record is from RefSeq and is a predicted model, not a curated record. Bases 138 to 2573 code for a protein of 811 amino acids. Gene Ontology annotation, biological process: establishment of meiotic spindle localization; actin nucleation; cleavage furrow formation. The transcript is spliced from 17 exons. NCBI's taxonomy places the organism in Eukaryota, Metazoa, Chordata, Actinopteri, Carangiformes, Carangidae. Gene Ontology annotation, molecular function: actin binding.